CGGCGAGCAGCCGUCAACAGUCAACACGACCACCUCGUCCCCGUCGCCACCGCCUCCUCCUCCUGCUGUAACAGCUGAUGCCACACCACCUUCCCCACGUCUUCCCUUCUCACUUGACUUUGUGUCUCGCGCGGUCUUCAUGAGGAAUAAGAGCGGGUACUGAGCUGUGCUAAAUUGAAGCUGCUUGAAUAGCCUCAGCCAAGAUGGUGUUAGCAGAUUUAGGUCGUAAGAUCACCUCGGCCCUUAAAUCCCUCAAUAAUGCCACUAUUAUCAAUGAGGAUGUCCUUAAUGACCUCCUCAAAGAAAUUUGUGCAGCGUUACUUGAGUCUGAUGUUAAUAUUAGACUUGUAAAACAACUAAGGGAAAAUGUUCGCUCGGCAAUUGAUUUUGAUGAGAUGGCCGGGGGUCUCAACAAGCGACGGAUGAUACAGACAACAGUAUUUAAAGAGCUUGUUAAGUUGGUGGACCCGGGGACAAAGCCAUACGUGCCAGUUAAAGGACGACACAAUGUCAUUAUGUUUGUUGGUCUCCAGGGUUCUGGUAAGACGACGACAUGUACAAAGCUUGCAUACUAUUACAUGCGGAAAGGUUGGAAGACCUGCCUGGUAUGUGCAGAUACCUUCCGAGCUGGUGCGUUUGAUCAAGUGAAGCAGAAUUGCACUAAGGCUCGCAUUCCUUUUUAUGGCAGCUAUACUGAGGUUGAUCCAGUAGUUAUUGCAAUGGAUGGAGUGGAACAGUUCAAAAAAGAAGGGUUUGAGAUAAUCAUCAUAGAUACUUCUGGCCGACAUAAGCAGGAGGAUUCCCUGUUUGAAGAGAUGUUGCAGAUUUCGAAUGUUUGUAAACCAGAGAACAUUAUCUUUGUUAUGGAUGCAAGUAUUGGUCAAGCUUGUGAGUCCCAGGCACGCGCUUUCAAGGAGAAAGUAGAUGUUGGCUCAGUCAUCAUUACGAAGUUGGACGGUCAUGCCAAGGGUGGUGGUGCACUGUCUGCUGUCGCAGCCACACAGUCUCCAAUUAUCUUUAUUGGUACUGGUGAACAUAUUGACAACUUUGAAGAGUUUAAAACUAAGCCAUUCAUAUCAAAGUUACUGGGCAUGGGAGAUAUUGAGGGACUUAUUGAGAAGGUAAAUGAUUUGAAACUUGAAGACAACGAGGCACUCAUUAAGAAGUUACAACACGGCCACUUCACCCUCAGAGACAUGUAUGAACAGUUCCAGAAUGUUCGUAAAAUGGGUCCCAUGUCACAAAUAAUGGGUAUGUUGCCAGGGUUCAGUACGGACUUCCUGACAAAAGGUGGAGAGCAGGAGAGCAUGGCAAGGCUCAAGAGGCUCAUGACCAUCAUGGACAGCAUGACAGAUGAAGAGCUGGACAGUCUUGAUGGAAACAAACUCUUCCAAAGGCAGGGAAAUCGUAUAAGUAGAGUUGCUCGGGGAGCCGGAGUGAUGGAGAUUGAAGUGAAGGAUCUACUUAACCAGUACGCAAAGUUUGCCCAGAUGGUUAAGAAAAUGGGUGGGAUGAAAGGCCUCUUUAAAGGAGGAGACAUGUCGAAGAACGUGAACCAAAUGCAGAUGAACCAACUAAACCAGCAGAUGGCCAAGAUGAUGGACCCGCGCGUGCUGCAGCAGAUGGGAGGCUUCAAGGGUCUCGAGUCCAUGAUGAAACAGCUCCAGCAGGGCGGGGGACCUAUGGGCAUGGGUAAAAAUCCUUUCAAGUGAUAAACCUUUGCCAGUUCUUCAGUUUUGACUUCGUGUCAAGAAUUACCGAUUUUUAUGUUAAAAAGUAAGGGGUUUACAGUAUAGGAUUUAUUUACACAGAUGGCAAGUUGUCAACUUGAUGCAAUUUAUGAGAAGUUUAUAUUAAAUAAGUGUUUAUAAA
This is a messenger RNA of Procambarus clarkii (red swamp crayfish), 1872 nucleotides long. RefSeq names its product signal recognition particle 54k (gene Srp54k). Gene Ontology annotation, cellular component: cytosol; signal recognition particle, endoplasmic reticulum targeting. Gene Ontology annotation, biological process: SRP-dependent cotranslational protein targeting to membrane; SRP-dependent cotranslational protein targeting to membrane, translocation. Gene Ontology annotation, molecular function: GTPase activity; GTP binding; ATP hydrolysis activity. NCBI's taxonomy places the organism in Eukaryota, Metazoa, Arthropoda, Malacostraca, Decapoda, Cambaridae. The record is from RefSeq and is a predicted model, not a curated record.